This is a messenger RNA of Durio zibethinus, 2177 nucleotides long. RefSeq names its product terpene synthase 10-like. Gene Ontology annotation, molecular function: magnesium ion binding; terpene synthase activity. Lineage: Eukaryota; Viridiplantae; Streptophyta; Magnoliopsida; Malvales; Malvaceae. Gene Ontology annotation, biological process: diterpenoid biosynthetic process. The record is from RefSeq and is a predicted model, not a curated record.
UCACUUCUAUUUAUAGAUAUGCAUUCGUGCAAUGUGGUCUCCAUCCCAAAGGGAUAUCUUAGCAAAAGAAAUAUAAACUAAAAUAAUUCCAAAAGUAACUUAGUGUAGACGAUCCAUCCGAGCAGCAGGCUGAGGCUUGGAAAUGGGUUUUUGCCUGUUUAGUUCAUUCACGAUCUGCAGUUUCCCCGGACAGUCACAAUGGAAACGCAUCUCAAAUAAUGGGUCAAGGUUCAAUUGGCCGUUGCACGUUUUGUCAGCCUUCCGGUGUGAAGCUACAAGCAAAGCUUCUGGUGAAGCCGACAUCGUUAGACGAUCUGCUAAUUAUCACCCAUCUAUUUGGGACUAUGAUUAUGUUCAGUCACUUAGAAGCGACUAUCUGAAGGGUGAAUCAUACAAGGAACGAGCAAGCAAACUGAUUGGAGAAGUGAGGAUGAUACUUGAAAAUGUGGGGGAUCAUUUGGAGAAACUUGAGGUUAUUGAUACCUUACAAAGACUUGGGUUGUCCUACCACUUUGAAGAUGAAAUAAAGAAAACUUUGGACAAUAUAAGUACCGAUCGCAGCGGUGUUGAAUGUAAGAAAGACAAUUUAUAUGCUACAGCACUUGAAUUUAGACUGCUAAGACAACAAGGGUAUGAUGUGAAUCAAGCUGUUUUCACUAGUUUCUUGAACGAGGUUGGAAACAUUAAAGCUAGCCUUUCUCAGGAUUCCAAGGGAUUGCUUAACCUGUAUGAGGCUUCGUACCUCUUAGUAGAAGGUGAAACAAUGCUGGAGAAUGCAAGAGAUUUAGUAGCUAAACAUCUCAAGAAAUGUCUGAAGCAGAAAAAUGAUCCUUAUCUUUCCAUGCUCUCGGACCAUGCCUUGGAGCUUCCUCUACAUUGGAGGAUGUCAAGGUUGGAAGCCAGAUGGUUCAUAGAUGUGUACGAGAAAAAAAAGGACAAAAUUCCCAUUAUUUUAGAGCUUGCUAUAUUGGAUUACAACAUAGUCCAAGCUAUGUACCUGGAAGAUCUAAGAUAUUGUUCACAAUGGUGGAAGGAUCUUGACCUUGGCGAAAGGUUGAGCUUUGCUAGAGAUAGGCUGAUGGAGAACUUCUUAUGGAGUGUGGGAGCGAUAAUUGCUCCUGACUCCGGGAAAGGUAGAAGAAUUCUGACGAAGGUCAAUUCGUUUAUAACAGUUUUAGAUGAUGUUUAUGAUGUUUAUGGCACCUUAGGUGAGUUGGAGCUCUUCACCGAUGCUGUUGAGAGAUGGGAUAUCAAUGCAAUACAAAGUCUUCCCAACUAUAUGAAGAUAUGUUUCCAUGCUCUUCAUAAUUCCAUAAAUGAAAUGGCUUUUGACAUUCUCAAGGAACAAGGAAUAGAUGUCAUUCCCUUUCUCAAGAAACUGUGGGCAAAUCUUUUUAAAGCUUAUUUGUUGGAGGCAAAAUGGUAUUACAGUGGACACACGCCAACCCUACAAGAAUACAUCGACAAUGCUUGGAUUUCAUCAUCGGUUUCAGUAAUUCUUGGUCAUUCCUAUUUGGUAACUGAUCAUAUAACCAAGGAGGGAUUGCAAAGCUUUGAGGAAUGUUAUACAAAUAUAAUCUGUUGGUCAUCCAUAAUUGUACGAUUAACAGACGAUUUAGGAACAUCAUCGUAUGAGAUAAAAAGAGGUGAUGUUCCUAAAUCAAUCCAAUGUCACAUGCAUGAAAGUGGAGCAUCCGAAGACAAAGCUCGUGAGCACAUAAGGAAGUUGAUUGGCGCGACAUGGAAAAAGAUGAAUAAAGAUCGAAUUGCUAAAUCUCGUUUCUCGCAGAUGUUUAUUGAAAUUGCUAUGAACCUCGCAAGGGUGUCCCACUGCAUGUACCAGAAUGGCGAUGGUCAUGCUAUUGAAGAUGGCGAGACCAAGGAUAAAGUGUUAUCAUUAUUUGUUAACCCAGUUCCUGAACCAAAAUGAUCAAGAAAAUCGGAAUACUUUUCCGAACUAAAAAUAGUACUUUUCUAGGUUAUCUUUUAGUAUGUUGUGGCACAUCACUUAUGGCCUUAUUGUACCUGGUACUGGGGCUCAUGCUCUUGUUACAGUGUGUUGUUAUAUCAAGUAUCUGUCUAUUUCUCCCUUGUUUCUCCUCUUUCUGACCUCUGUUUCUUUUUUUUUUUUUUCUCAUCUCACACAAGGUUUGUUCUUCAACUCCAAUCUUCCUGCA